This is a messenger RNA of Seminavis robusta, 2430 nucleotides long. The record is from the annotation of a GenBank genome assembly. Lineage: Eukaryota; Bacillariophyta; Bacillariophyceae; Naviculales; Naviculaceae.
GUCACUUUCGAUGGGAUCUUUGAGGGCUUGGAUCGAACAGCAGCUCUGGAGACCCCCACUUGUUUUGCCAAUAGAUACUCCUCGUCAUCAAACUUGACCAUGGCAGUGCCGGUACUUCGUCUCAGAGUCCUCCAAGUGGCGUUGGCUCUGUUGGCGAGCCCUUGGUUCCAUGUGUCUUUUGCUUCAGGGUUUCUCUUUCCAUCCAUUCCACAGCAACGGCUUGCCCAGACCCCACUACUAGUGGUAUCUACCCAUGGUCGCAGCAAGAGCAAUGUCUGCCUCUUUGCCACAGAGACGACUACAAUUGAGGACACAACUGAUGACGAGUCAUUACGGCUGUUGAAAAUUGCCAUUGGUGCCCAGGGUAGUUCUGCUGCGGCAUCCAUUCUGUUGGUCCAGAUCAAUGAACUACGACAACAAGGAUCCAACACGGACAAGGUUGCUCCAUUCCUGACCAAUCUACUGGAAAACGGCCCCGAUGCGCGGCUUCCCUUUUGGCGUCGCUCCAAGCGUCUGGCUAGAUUCUCCCAACGGGCUCGAUAUGCCUCCUUGCGACGGACUCUGGAUAUCACCACUCCGCCCGUUAGUGAGAGUGAAUCCACCACCUUCACGGAAAAUGACACGGAGGAACGACGCCAACAGAGACGUCGACGAGCUUUGGUAGCAUUGUUACGAUCCUUAUCUGACCUAGAAGACAGCAGUUCCAAGGUCCCUGCCAUUGUGACGCUCGAGCGCAAGGCCCUUUCAGAUUUAAAAACACCCUCGAGCGAAGAAUUGCGCAGUCGGAUUCCGGAAGGAUUGGAAACUCCCGACUACGACGUGAUUGACACACUAAUGGGACAGGUUCAGAUUCGAACGUAUCAGCCUUAUUCGGUCUGUGCUGUAUCCAUGAAUGCCAACCGUCCCGCCAACAAUGCCACCGAUGCCAAAGUAUCCAUGCCCGAAUUGGGCGGUGCCAGUUCCUUUGGAGCAUUGGCCGGGUACCUCUUUGGAAAGAACCAACAAUCCACCGCCAUGAAAAUGACCACACCCGUCUUUACUACGCCAACAGCAACAACAACGACCACGACAGCCACAAAGGAGGAUAAACAAAUGGAAUUUGUACUGCCCUCCAAUUAUUGGCAAAAUGUCCAAGAAGCACCUCAACCCAUACCGGGAAGUGGCGUCACUUUGCAACAAAUGGAAUCGGAAACACGGGCCGUGUUGAUGUUUGGUGGCUACGCCAGUCAAAAAGUAGUGGCGGCGAAAAAUGAACAACUGAAAAAGGCAUUGACAGCUUCCAAACAAAGCCAGUGGAAGAUUGUGGAAGAAGGCAACAAUAAGAAUGACAUGAUGGCAUUGGCCCAGUACAAUGAUCCCUUUACGGUGCCGUGGAAACGAUUGAAUGAAGUGUCGGUCCAAGUAGUUGCAUCAGUGGCAAAUGGGGCUCCCGAAUAAGAAACUGCUCCUUGAAACAGACCGCGGGCACUGGGUGCUAGCUAGCAGGGCAAUGUACGUAUUAGCUUUCGCCCAUCAAGUUGGACAUAUAUUUGGAAUUACCCGCAGUAAUCCUCUGAAAUUGGAAAGACGACGGUCAAGAAGCAACCACUGAGCACGCCAAGCUAUAGUUUGAACUCAUGGACGAUUCAGUGGCUACAAAUGCUCUUUCCUUAUUACGCCGUCUUCUAUGGUGCCGCUCCUCGUACGCACUCAAUAGUUUUCAGUACCCGUAGGCUUGAUCAAGAUUCGUUGGUACCCGUCACAUCGUAAACACAACGGGCAACAUUUGAGCGUCUCGUUUCAAACGAGCACAGGCAGUUUCCGCAACCGAUUCCGUGAUACAUUCUUCCAAACGACCAGAUCAUUCAUUCUUUCUGGACCGGAUUAGGGAAGCGUGGAACUGCGGGGCCCUGACAGCACGGGAAUGACUCGGGCCACCAAGAACUUGGCAUUCUUGGCCCUGGCAGUCUUUUCAUCUUGCAAGUUGGUCACUCCGUCACGGGCCAACCUUUUGGCGUUAGUCCUCAAAGAGAACAAUAUCAAAGACACGCUCCUCGUGUUCUACAGGACGGGGAGGGAAGGUACCAACGACAGUACAACCGUUGGUGAUAUCCUUUGCUAUUACGGUCAGGCCAUCAUCGCACUGGUGCGUGGGUGGAGAGCAUACUGGACAGGAACCAAUCGGAUUGCAGUUGUCAUCCCUCUGGCUGGAGUAACGCAAACCAUCAUCGCAAGCCACGGCUCGCACACGCAGACUAGAACAUAAUCAGAAUAACAAUCGCUGUCUUGCUGACAAUACGGUCGCAGUUGUCGUACAUGUAGCUCAAAGAAAGCCGUGCCCGCCCCAGACGACACAAGUCGUAGUCGUAGGGUAAAAAUCUGCUGGACCAGGCUCUGGGACGAGUAGAUCCAUGCCAACUGCCAACAAGCAUUUUGCAAGACCUCUCAAAG